This is a messenger RNA of Schistocerca gregaria, 1102 nucleotides long. RefSeq lists its product as uncharacterized. Bases 179 to 1102 code for a protein of 307 amino acids. Gene Ontology annotation, cellular component: mitochondrion. Gene Ontology annotation, molecular function: pyrimidine nucleotide transmembrane transporter activity. The transcript is spliced from 8 exons. The record is from RefSeq and is a predicted model, not a curated record. Gene Ontology annotation, biological process: pyrimidine nucleotide import into mitochondrion. Lineage: Eukaryota; Metazoa; Arthropoda; Insecta; Orthoptera; Acrididae.
AGACGUGCUCUUAUACACGCCCAUUGAGCGUCUAAUUUCUUAAGAGGCCAAACGCGCUAUUAACAACGUAUUUAUAGAUACCUCCUCUCAGAGCAGAACGAGAUUACCCUGCAGAGACCGAUAGUCUAUCUUAUUAUAUUGUUGAUUGGACUCAUUGUUAUCAACCUUGACCAGCCGAAUGACUGAGCGUCCUAAGAAUAAGAAUGAGCUAGUUCACAAAACUUAUCCCCCUUGGGCUCAUUUAAUUGCAGGAGGAGCUGGUGGCAUGCUAGGGGCCGUCAUUACAUCGCCGUUAGAAGUGGUCAAGACACGUCUACAAGCUCGCUAUCACAAGUCGUCUUUGCAGUCGGGCUUUAAGUUUGGAUUUGGGACCAUUCGCGCGCUCUCUGUUCUGAGGCGAGAAGAGGGUAUCAAGGGGCUCUAUCGUGGACUGGGGCCACACCUUUUCGGCGUCGUCCCGUCUCGUGCAAUUUAUUUUUUCACCUAUGGAACAUCAAAGCAGCUGUACAUCGAAAACCUCGGCAUGAAUCCAGAGGGCUCCGCUGCGUCCUUUUCAGCCGGUGUAACAGCAGGAGCCGUCGUAGUCACCACCACACAGCCAAUUUGGCUUGUCAAGACGCGCAUGCAAUUGCAGACCAAGACGUUGGAAGUCAAAUACAAAAAUUCGUUGGACGCUAUCCUGAAGAUCUACAAACAAGAAGGACUGCGUGUAUUCUAUAAGGGAAUGACCGCAUCUUACGUAGGCAUUUCUGAGAGUUCACUUCAAUUCGUUCUGUACGAAAAGUUCAGAAAUAUAGUUAAAAGAAGACACGGUGGAAGAGAUGAUCUGCACCCACUUGAAUGCCUAGCGGCAGCGAGCCUGUCCAAGCUCAUCGCCUCCGCGUUGACAUACCCCCACGAGGUCAUUAGAACUCGAUUGCGUGAGCCUGGAAAAAAUAUAUACAAGGGCGUAUUCAAUGGACUAAUGCUCAUCUACCGAACCGAAGGCGUUCCUGGACUAUAUGGCGGAAUGAGCGCACAUCUAUUUCGUGUUGUACCUAACGCCGCAAUCAUGUUUCUCACUUACGAACUGGUACUCCGUGCCUUAUCGCACCAAAUUUAA